UGUCUUCUACAAUCGUCAUUGAAAUAUGCAUCACUUCAACGUACUGUCGUUUCCAGAACAAUCAGUUGAGUGACACGUCCAGGUUGUACAGUUCUCAGGCUCCGUAUGCGGUCGUAAGCAGGCAGCUUCUUUCAAGCCUAUUCCGUAGCGCCAGCUAUUCAAAACCAAGCUACGGAAUGGACGAGGAGGCUUUAUACACUACCGACUGGAUCUUUGUUGCUCCAAAUCAAACCCGGAGGCUCGGACAACCGAAGCCAAGACUGAGAGCACCGCAAGUUACGAUCUUCACACCAAUACUGUAGUCAACGCAGCCCAGCUCUAACGAACUUGUGCUCAAUCGGAACGGGAAAGCAAAGCAACUGUUGUCUGCUGGAACCACGAAGAAACGUUGAGCUCCUGCAGCUCCACAUUUUCGGAACCUUGCAAUUUGUGGCACCAAUCAUCGUGGGAAAGUCAAAGAACGUGUGAUUAACUAUCCCAGCGCUUUUCUAAAUUUAGAAAAUCUCGAAAAAUCCCUAAAUUACCCAGUCUUAUGGGAUACUCUCUGUUCCAGAGCAUACUAGUCCCGGAAGUCGCUAAAUGCUUGAGAAGCUUAAACCCAUUUUCGUGGAAUGGUGACCUGCGUCGUUUUGGUGCCCCUCGGGUUGAAUGUGUCGCCGAAUGCUCCAAGGUCACAGUUGUUGGUGAUUUUGCUGUCGAGGCACUGUGGUAUAUGUUUCUUCGGCUGUGGUAUGAUCGGUGUAGGAGGUUUUGGAAUCUGGUAGUUGGUUGAAGCAGGGCGGCGUUGGUGGGCGAGAGGGGGCGACUGUUGGCAGAGCGGAAGUGAUCUGGAGGAUUGCGACGCCGGCAGCGAUGACUUUGGGAAGGAUGGAUUCGUCGCUCGACACUCACAACAUCGAACUCCAAAAGCAAUCUUCCGUUCUGCUGGCACCACCUCAAAGGAGUGAAAACAGCCAGAACACAACCGACCUGGAAGCAUGGCUACCCAUCUCAACCGCAGACCGCAAUGCCAACUGGAAGCAUGCGGCUUUCCACAACGUCACGGCGAUGAUGGGAGCAGGAGUUCUCGCUUUGCCCAACGCCAUGGUCUACCUUACAUGGGGUCCAGGUCUCCUAAUGCUCAUCCUUUCAUGGGUCAUCACCCUCUUCACACUCUGGCAAAUGGUGGAGAUGCACGAAGCUGUGCCCGGAAAGCGAUUCGACAGAUACCAUGAGCUUGGUCAAGAAGCGUUUGGCCCCAAACUGGGGCUAUGGAUCGUGGUCCCGAUGCAGUUAGUAGUCGAGGUUGGCGUGGACAUUGUUUACAUGGUAACAGCAGGGAAAUCCAUGCAGCACGCGUACAACAUCACCUGCGGCGACCACUGCCCAUUGCAGGACGCCAUCGUCUUCUGGAUCUUCCUCUUCGCCAUCGUCCAGCUUGUGCUCGCUCAGCUACCCAACUUCAACUCCAUAACUGCCAUUUCGUUAGCUGCCGCCAUCAUGUCCAUUAGCUACUCUACCAUAGCGUGGAUCAUUCCUGCUCAUUAUGGGCACACCCUUCCGGGCGGCGUCAAGCUACUGGCACCGGUAAGCUAUGGCUUGCCGCAGUUCAAGCCUGUUCAACUGCAGUUGCCAGGCGGUUCUACCCUACAGCAAGUUCCAGAUGAUUUAUCCUACAAUGAUCGGUUGUUUGGAGCUUUCACUGCCCUUGGCACAAUUGCGUUUGCCUAUGCAGGGCAUAACGUGGUGUUAGAGAUUCAGUCCACUUUGCCCUCCACUCCAGAGGAGCCAUCCAAGCUUGCUAUGUGGCGAGGAGUGAAAUUUGCUUACGGAGUUGUGGCAGCCGGAUAUUUUCCAGUUGCAUUAGUUGGGUAUUGGGCUUACGGCAACCAAGUGACGGACGACAUUAUCACAUUUGUGUCACGGCCAACUUGGUUGGUGCUGAUUGCCAAUCUGAUGGUGGUUGUUCAUGUCAUUGGGAGCUACCAGAUUUAUGCCAUGCCGGUUUUCGACAUGAUGGAAUCAACUCUGGUGGGCCGCUUGAGGUUCAAACCAUCAACACCUCUUCGGCUCAUCACCCGCUCUCUCUACGUCGUCUUCACCAUGUUCAUUGCCAUCACGUUCCCAUUCUUCUCAGCUUUGCUGGGCUUCUUCGGUGGCUUUGCUUUUUCGCCGACUACUUAUUUUUUGCCGUCCAUCAUAUGGUUGAGGAUAUACCAUCCAAAUCGCUGGAGCUGGUCAUGGGUCAUCAACUGGGCGGUGAUUGUAUUUGGCGUGGUGCUGAUGUUUGUGUCGACCAUCGGUGGUUUCCGAUCCCUGAUGGUCGAAGCAGCCAAUUUCCACUUCUAUAAGAACUAAUCACUCGGAUGUCCAUAGAGUAUUACUAUUCUUUUUGCCGUUUUUUCUUGUUAUGAAUUCCAAACAUCUGACAACUCGGAGUUAGGAUUAUGUGCACAUUUAUAUACAGUUGCGUAAAAAUGGGUCCAGCUUCGAAGCUUGCUGUCUGUCAAGUUGUCAAGUUCUGCAGGACUGAUACUCACACAAACUGUGCCGGCGGAUGUAUUUGUAGCAAAGCCCUUUAUCUCAAACUAUGCACUUCUUUCUCAUUUGUUGAGGAGGAAGAAGAAGACGACCAAAACAAUUCUUCACAAAGUUGAAUUAAAUUACCAGCUGUAUUGAGGGA
Physcomitrium patens is the source of this 2662-nucleotide messenger RNA. Its product is annotated as lysine histidine transporter 1. NCBI's taxonomy places the organism in Eukaryota, Viridiplantae, Streptophyta, Bryopsida, Funariales, Funariaceae. The record is from RefSeq and is a predicted model, not a curated record.